This is a messenger RNA of Fomitopsis serialis, 1038 nucleotides long. RefSeq names its product dihydrodipicolinate synthetase. NCBI's taxonomy places the organism in Eukaryota, Fungi, Basidiomycota, Agaricomycetes, Polyporales, Fomitopsidaceae. The coding region runs from base 1 to 1038 and encodes 345 amino acids. The record is from RefSeq and is a predicted model, not a curated record. Gene Ontology annotation, molecular function: 4-hydroxy-tetrahydrodipicolinate synthase activity. The transcript is spliced from 5 exons.
AUGCAGAACGGAACCGCGAACGGCCACCACGUCGUACGGCCUCUAGUGCCCGGCAUCUUCGCCCCAAUCCCGACGUUCUACCAGCCGGAGACGGAGGAUCUCGAUCUCGAGACACUCGCGAAACAUGUCGUGCGUGCGGCCAAGGGGGGCGUGCGCCCACUGCUCGCUGGGUCGAUGGGCGAGGGCGUGCACUUGACGCACAGCGAGCGCGUUGCGCUCAUUAAGGCUGCGCGGGUAGCGUUGGACGAGGCAGGCUUCGAGACGAUGCCGAUCAUCGCUGGUACGGGUACAGGGAGUACGCGUGAAACGGUCGAGCUGUGCAAGGAGGCUGCAGCAGCGGGUGCGGACUACACAAUCGUCAUCACAAGCGGAUACUUCGCCGGCGUGCUCGGCAGUCACAAGAAGGCGCAGAAGGCGUUCUUCAAGGAGGUCUCGGAGAAGAGCCCUAUUCCUGUGAUCAUCUACAACUACCCUGGUGCGAGCGGAGGCAUUGACCUCGAUUCGGAUACUAUCACGGAACUGGCAGCAGAGUGCCCCAACCUUUGUGGUGUGAAACUCACCUGCGGAAACGUAGGUAAGCUCACGCGGAUCUGCGCAACAGUUUCCGAGGAUUCAUUCUCUUCGCUGUAUCCCCGGACAAACGCGAACGCUCCGUUCCUUGUCCUCGGCGGGUUCGUCGACUUCCUCCUCCCUGCAUCGUAUGCCAACGCGCAUGGCGCCAUCACCGGUCUGGGCAAUGUCGCUCCCUACACGCUCGUCAAACUCUACGAGUUGACCGUGGCCGUCCACAAAGAUCCGUCACUCCUCCCGGAGGCCCAACGCCUCCAGGGCAUCGCUGCCCGCGCAGACUUCACCAUUGCCAAGGCAGGCAUCUCCGGAACGAAGGCUCUCAUGGAGAAGCUGUACGGCUAUGGUGGUCUCCCGCGCAAACCCCUCCCGCCCAUCGAGCCUGAGGCCUUUGAGGCGCUCUGGGCACAUCCCCACGUCCAGGAUAUCGUGAAGGUUGAGCGAGAACUCAACGGCAAGAGUGCACCAUAG